Chenopodium quinoa (quinoa) is the source of this 2550-nucleotide messenger RNA. Its product is annotated as heavy metal-associated isoprenylated plant protein 6-like. The transcript has a single exon. Bases 1109 to 2296 code for a protein of 395 amino acids. Lineage: Eukaryota; Viridiplantae; Streptophyta; Magnoliopsida; Caryophyllales; Amaranthaceae. The record is from RefSeq and is a predicted model, not a curated record.
GUCAGCUUUUGCCAAAAAAGAAGUAUAUUAAAUGCUAAUAUGCAGUCCUUAAGGCUACAUAUAGCAUUAACCUUCAUUCAUAUCAUAUGUACAGCAAAACCAAGUUUUUUUUUUCUUUAAAAUUUAAGCAUUUGUUAGUUCUGUAGACCGUAGCAAUUUUUUUUUGAAAACAGACCGUAGCAAUUUAAUUCAAGUGUAUGAUUGAACAUGUUUCAAAAAAAAAAAAAAAAAAAAGGUAUGAUUGAAUUUGAACCUCUCUCUUUUAUUUUGGUGAAGAGGACGUAGGCCUACUUGUUCAGGGAAAAAGUCCAACUUUGUUAAUGGUGAAGAUAUAAGAGAGUUCUAGAGAUUGUUAUAUAAACACGGUAAUUAUUGUUUUAAUCAUUAAUUAAGUUGUAAUUCUACGUUCAGCUCUCGCUAUUUUAAAUUUGUCACCUUCUCAUUCUUGUGUAAAGAUUAACUACAAAAUCUCAAUGUCGGAAUUUGGGUAGCUAACAAAUUGUUAGCUACCCAUAGUAACAAACUUGUUAAGAUAAGUGUACAUAUUAUUCUGUAUAUUUCGGUUUCCUCGUAUUUAGCCUUAAGAAUAUUUAGUUACCAUGUUUAUAGCUAAAUUAGAGGCUAAGCCUAAUCUUGUACACUGUAUAUAUUGCUAAGCAAAGCAAUGUUAUUAAUCACGGAAUAUAAUUCUUUCAUGGUAUCAGUUAGCUAGGGUUUACUUCUCUCGUUUCCGCUCAACCCUAUUUCCGCCCAAAUCCACAGUUUUUUCGUCAUCUUCUUCUCAUCUCCGGCAAUCCUCACGAUGUCAGACAAAUCUUCCCUUCAUCCCGCUUUCACUGUCAACAAUAUCAAGAGUAACAUUCCUGUUAUUCUUCAAAUGGACAAUUCUCAAUAUUUGACUUGGGCGGAACUCUUCAAAGUUCACGCACGUUCUCACAAAGUCCUACACCAUAUCAUUCCUCAGGCCAAGGGCAAGGAGAAGCCUGCUCCCACCACUGACGAGGAGAAGGAAGCAUAGUUGACUUUGGACGCCUCGGUUGUUUCGUGGAUUUACUCUACUAUCUCUAAUGAUCUCUUGACCACCAUUAUUGAGCCCGAUACUACGGCGAUGGAAGCUUGGAAUAGAUUGCGUGACAUAUUUCAAGAUAAUGAGAAUUCCCGCGCCGUUGCUCUUGAACAGGAAUUUUCCACCACAUUAAUGGAAGAUUUUCCUAAUGCCUCUUCAUACUGUCAACGCCUCAAAUCCUUGGCUGAUCAGUUGAAGAACGUCGGUGCUCUGGUGUCGAAUAGUAGAAUGGUAUUACAAUUGGUUGGUGGCCUUGCAAAGGCCUAUGGUGGUGUUGGCACGUUAAUCCGGCAAAGCAACCCACUCCCCCCCUUCUAUAAGGCUCGAUCCAUGCUCAUUCUUGAGGAGACAAGCAUGGCUAAGGAGGUUGCUGCAGAAUCGGCCAUGGUAGCAUCAUCAUAUUCGAAUUCCCCACAAAACUCUGAAAAUACAGGGCAUUCGAAAGGCAAAAAUUUUGGUCGAAAAAAUAACGGUGGACGGCGCAACCCCGGCGGUGGCGGCGCAGGUAGAAGCCGCGGUUCAGGAGGGGGUGGAAAGUCCGGCAAGGGACAGCAGCAGUCCGGUGGCCGUGGCUCCCUACCGCAGCACCAGCAGCAGUACUCUGUUCCUCCAUAUUGGCAGCAGCCGUAUGGACCUUGGGGGUGGACAAAUGGGGCCUGGACCAUUCCACCUUGCCCUUAUCCCAAUCAAGGUUGGGCCAGGCCACAACAGCAACAGCAACGGGCCUCAUCUCCUAGCAUCUUGGGUCCUAGGCCACCGAAUUAUCAACAAGCUUAUGCGACUUCACAACUUGGACAGUCUACACCAACCGAUAUUGAAGCUUCCAUGCACACAAUGUCUCUAGCUCCACCGGACCCGUCUUGGUAUAUGGAUACCGGAGACACUACUCACAUGACAUCUUCUUCCGGUAAUUUCUCGUCUUAUUUUAAUUUGAGCAAUCAUCCUAAUAAUGGCAUUGUUGUUGGUAAUGGUAACAAUAUUCCGAUUGUUGGCUAUGGUACUUCCAGUCUACCCUCCCCUAACCCUCCCCUUUCCUUGAAAAAUGUCCUGCAUGCACCCAAACUCAUCAAAAAUCUCAUUUCUGUUCGAAAGUUUACUACUGAUAAUUUAGUGUCUGUCGAAUUUGAUCCGUUUGGGUUUUCUGUGAAGGAUUUUUGGACGGGGAUGCCAAUAAUGAGGUGUAAUAGUCAAGGAGAUCUUUACCCUAUCACCACCACUCUCAACAAUUAAGCUACUCCAUCCAUUUUUGCUGCCAUCACUCCUAAGCUUUGGCAUGAUCGCUUGGGUCAUCCGGGGGCUCCUAUCUUAGAUGCUCUUAGGAAAAAUAAUAGCAUUGAUUGUACUAGUUGUUCUAGUUCCAGUAUUUGUGGUUCUUGUAUUCUUGAAAAACAUAUUAAAUUGCCAUUUUCUUCACCUUUGUCGAGUACUAUUAUGCCUUUUGACAUUAUUCAUAGUGAUUUGUGGUCUUCUCCUAUUUUGAGUUC